This is a messenger RNA of Trichoderma reesei QM6a, 1497 nucleotides long. RefSeq names its product peptidase M18-like protein. The record is from RefSeq and is a predicted model, not a curated record. Gene Ontology annotation, molecular function: metalloaminopeptidase activity; zinc ion binding. Gene Ontology annotation, biological process: proteolysis. NCBI's taxonomy places the organism in Eukaryota, Fungi, Ascomycota, Sordariomycetes, Hypocreales, Hypocreaceae. The transcript is spliced from 3 exons. Gene Ontology annotation, cellular component: fungal-type vacuole. Bases 1 to 1497 code for a protein of 498 amino acids.
AUGGCGCCCCCGCAAGCCGCCCUCGACUUUGUCGACUUUGUCAAUGCCUCUCCCACCCCCUACCACGCCGUCAAAUCCGCCGCUGCCCUCUUCGAAAAGGCCGGCUUCACCCUGAUCAAGGAGCGCGACUCUUGGGCAUCAACCCUCCGGCCCGGCGGCAAAUACUACCUUACCCGCAACGGCUCGUCCAUCGUCGCCUUUACCAUCGGCCGCAAGUGGCGCCCUGGCAACCCCGUCGCCAUUGUCGGUGCUCACACAGACUCGCCCUGCCUCAGGGUUAAGCCCGUGUCCAAAAAGACCAAUGUCGGAUACAUCCAAGUCGGCGUUGAGAAAUAUGGCGGAGGCAUUUGGCACUCUUGGUUCGACCGCGACCUGAGUCUCGCUGGUCGCGUUCUGGUGCGUGAAGGCGACAACUUUGUUCAAAAGCUGGUCAAGGUUGAGAAACCCAUCCUGCGCAUCCCGACGCUGGCCAUCCACCUGCACCGCCAGACCAACUUUGACCCCAACCUCGAAGUCGAAAUGCUCCCGAUUGCGAGCCUGGCUGCCGCCGAACUGAACAAGGGCAAACCCACCGAGUCCAAGCUCGAAGAGCCCAAGGACGAGACCAUGCAUGAUGGCGAGGACGAGGACUUCCAUCCCCUCGAGAAGAUGACGGUGCGCCACCACCCAGCCAUGCUUGAUGUAGUGGCUAGUGAGGCCGGCGUCGACGUUGCCUCCAUUGUCGACUUCGAGCUGGUCCUGUACGACACGCAAAAGUCCGUCAUCGGCGGCAUCAACGACGAGUUCAUCUUCUCACCGCGCCUCGACAACCUGGGUAUGACGUACUGCUCCGUGGAGGGUCUCAUCUCCUCCGUCAGCGCCUCAGAUGCCCUUGACGAUGACUCGACGAUCCGCAUGACCGUCUGCUUUGACCACGAGGAGAUUGGCUCUGAAUCAGCACAGGGCGCUCACUCAAACCUCCUCCCAGCGGUUCUUCGCCGCCUCUCGUCUCUCUCUCUCCCGACUGACGCCGCCAGCGACGGGAGCUACGAGCACGUCCACCACGAAAGUGACAACCCCACGGCCUUUGAGCAGACGCUGUCCCGCUCCUUCCUCAUCUCUGCGGACAUGGCUCAUGCUGUUCAUCCCAACUAUGUUGGCAAAUAUGAGUCAAGCCACCAGCCGGCUAUCAACGGCGGAACCGUCAUCAAGGUCAACGCAAACCAACGCUAUGCCACCAACUCUCCCGGCAUUGUCCUGUUUCAAGAAUGUGCCCGCAAGGCCAACACGCGCAUACAGAUUUUCGUAGUAAAAAACGAUUCGCCGUGCGGAUCGACUAUAGGUCCGGGCCUGGCUGCGAAGUUGGGAAUUCGCACACUGGACCUCGGCAAUCCUCAGCUGUCGAUGCACUCAAUUCGCGAAACGGGAGGCACGGAGGACGUGGGCAACGCCAUCAAGCUCUUUGCACAGUUCUUUAGGAGUUAUGGCGAGAUUGAGCCGAGAAUUCUGGUAGACUGA